AUGCCUGCUGCAACAGAGGCACCUGCUCCCCUUUCCAAUGGAGUGCCCAAAAUCAAUGUCCAAGAUGGCUCGUCCACCCCGGAAUCGGACAACCUGAUCUCGGCCAACGAUAACAUCCGUCGUUUCGACCCUCCGUCAAGGGUAUUGAGCCCUGCUCAGCAUGCUCUGUUCCACAACAAGACAAGAUGUUUUGUCUAUGGCAUGCAGCCAAAGGCUGUCCAGGGCAUGCUGGACUUUGACUUCAUUUGCAAGCGAACAACGCCAUCGGUUGCCGGUAUCAUCUAUACUUUUGGCGGCCAAUUCGUCAGCAAGAUGUACUGGGGCACCAGCGAGACCCUCCUGCCCGUUUACCAAUCCGUCGAGAAGGCGUUCGAGAAGCACCCCGAUGUCGACACGGUUGUCAACUUUGCUUCUUCUCGAUCAGUCUAUAGCUCAACGCUUGAAUUGAUGAACUACCCCCAAGUUCGCUCGAUUGCGAUCAUCGCUGAGGGUGUUCCCGAGAGACGCGCCCGAGAGAUCAUGGUGAAGUCAAAAGAGAAGGGAAUCACCAUUGUUGGUCCCGCCACGGUUGGUGGUAUUAAGCCCGGUGCCUUCAAGAUUGGAAAUACUGGGGGUAUGAUGGACAACAUUGUUGCUUCGAAAUUGUACCGCCCAGGCUCGGUCGGCUACGUCUCCAAAUCUGGUGGCAUGUCCAACGAGCUCAACAACAUUAUCUCCCAAAACACGGAUGGUGUUUACGAAGGCAUUGCCAUUGGCGGUGACCGAUAUCCGGGCACGUCUUUCAUCGACCACUUGCUCCGAUACCAGAAUGAGCCUGGCUGCAAGAUUCUUGUGCUUCUCGGCGAGGUUGGUGGUGUUGAGGAAUACAGGGUCAUUGAGGCAGUGAAGAAGGGCCAGAUCACCAAGCCCAUCGUCGCAUGGGCCAUUGGUACCUGCGCAAGCAUGUUCAAGACAGAAGUCCAGUUCGGUCACGCCGGUGCUUCAGCCAACUCUCAACUUGAGACCGCCGUUGUCAAGAACCAGUCGAUGAGAGAAGCCGGCUUCUAUGUUCCCGAAACUUUCGAGGAUAUGCCUCAAGUUCUGGCCGAGGUCUACCAGAACCUUGUCAAACAAGGGACCAUUAAGCCAGCUCCUGAACCAUCGCCUCCCAAGAUUCCGAUGGACUACGCCUGGGCUCAAGAACUCGGUCUCAUCCGAAAACCCGCUGCUUUCAUCUCCACCAUUUCCGACGACAGAGGCCAGGAAUUGCUCUAUGCUGGCAUGCCUAUCUCAGAUGUCUUCAAGGAGGACAUCGGUAUUGGCGGUGUUAUGUCUCUCUUGUGGUUCCGUCGUCGUCUUCCACCCUAUGCGAGCAAAUUCUUGGAGAUGGUUCUCAUGUUGACCGCCGACCAUGGUCCGGCGGUGUCUGGUGCCAUGAACACCAUCAUUACCACUCGUGCUGGCAAGGAUUUGAUCUCCUCUCUCGUUGCUGGUCUCUUGACCAUCGGUUCCCGCUUCGGUGGUGCCCUGGAUGGCGCUGCUGAAGAGUUUGGGAAGGCUUUCGACAAGGGCUGGUCGCCGCGAGAAUUCGUCGACACUAUGAGGAAAGAGAACAAACUGAUCCCUGGUAUUGGUCACCGAGUCAAGUCGCGAAACAACCCCGAUCUUCGUGUCGAACUCGUCAAGGAAUAUGUGACGAAGCACUUCCCUUCUCAUAAAUUGCUCGACUAUGCCAUCGCUGUUGAGACCGUCACCACGUCCAAAAAGGACAACCUCAUCCUGAACGUUGACGGAGCUGUGGCUGUUUGUUUUGUUGAUCUCAUGAGAGGAUCUGGAGUCUUCUCUGCCGAAGAAGCUGAAGAUUACCUGAAGAUGGGUGUGCUCAACGGCUUAUUCGUCCUGGGUCGCUCUAUUGGUCUUAUUGCUCAUUACCUGGACCAGAAACGCCUUCGGACCGGCCUCUACAGGCAUCCUUGGGAUGACAUCACAUACCUCUUGCCUACCCUUGCCAAGGGAUCUGGAAACGAGGGACGAGUUGAAGUUUCUGUGUAA
Messenger RNA from Capronia epimyces CBS 606.96, 2031 nucleotides. Its product is annotated as ATP-citrate synthase subunit 1. Gene Ontology annotation, cellular component: cytosol. Bases 1 to 2031 code for a protein of 676 amino acids. Lineage: Eukaryota; Fungi; Ascomycota; Eurotiomycetes; Chaetothyriales; Herpotrichiellaceae. Gene Ontology annotation, molecular function: ATP citrate synthase activity. The record is from RefSeq and is a predicted model, not a curated record. The transcript is spliced from 5 exons. Gene Ontology annotation, biological process: fatty acid biosynthetic process; tricarboxylic acid cycle; acetyl-CoA biosynthetic process.